Molecule: messenger RNA, 1790 nt
Organism: Oncorhynchus gorbuscha (pink salmon)
Lineage: Eukaryota; Metazoa; Chordata; Actinopteri; Salmoniformes; Salmonidae
Product: synaptonemal complex protein 3-like
Exons: 8
Coding region: 339-1040 (233 amino acids)
Biological process (GO): spermatid development; meiotic cell cycle
Cellular component (GO): synaptonemal complex
Source: RefSeq, a predicted model, not a curated record
UUCUCACGCGCAGAUUUUUAUGUUCACUUCAGCGCAAGCUUUCGAACCUAGUAAAUUACUUUUAACCAAAGAAAUGGUUGGGCAGUGAAGGUAACUCGCUUUUAUAUUAACAUAUAUUUCAACAAGUUUAAAACAAAAGUCUUUAGCAAAAUAAGGAUUUUUACUUUGAUAGCCUGUUUUGUUUCGGCCAAAAUAGGUCAGGUUGCUUUCACACAAGCUAGUUAACGUAGCUAGCUAGAUUCGAGGUUAGCAUAACGUUAGCGAUAGGCUAAAGCUGUCAGUUGAACCAGUUCUGUAGCACAUUUAUCUUCUUUAUCUUUAUUGUCAACCAACAAAAGAUGGCAACUCACAAGGGAUGUGCUCUGAAAGGCAAAGCAAAAGGCACUAAAACCACCUCAGGCAAACCCCAUAUGGAGGACUUCAAUGGGAGUUUCAACAAAGAAAACCUUCAAGUUGAGGCUGAGACAUUGAGAGGAAGGAAACGUCUCUCAGAGGCAGAUGAUGACAUUGACAUUGACAUCACCAAAGGAGGGGAUAUGAUGACCAUGUUGGACAGAUUUGGAGCGGACAUCAACAAAGCUUUCCUGGCAAAACGCAAACGCUUGGAAACGUUCACCAAGUCCUCUGUGAAGACCAGCCAUCAGAAGAUUGAGCAGUUAUGGAGGGUCCAACAAAGAGACAGGAGUAAAGUGACAGAAGACUACUGCACCCAGUUCAAUGCAGUCUUCAACCAGUGGGACACAGAUGUGCAAAAGUCCAAGGAUAACGAGGAGAAACUACUGAGCAUGUUCCAGCACCAGCAGAAAAUGUUCCAGCACAUGAGGGCCUCCCAAAGCCAGAGACUGAAGACUCUCAAGCAGCUGCUAGAGCAGUACAUCCAGAGCCUUGAUACAAUGGAGAAGACCCAUAUCAGCCAGCAGGGUGCUGUACAGGGCGAGCUGCGCCAGGAAAUGGCACUGUUUCAGAAAAAGAUCCUCAUGGACACACAACAGCAAGAGAUGGCUACAGUGCGCAAGUCUCUGCAGACGAUGCUGAUGUAAACUAUUUAGAUUGAAGGGAGCCAAGAAGAAUCAAGUUUAGUUUAUGACUGUGUUCCAGAUAGACCUUUACAAUGGCCAGAGAAGUGUUAAACAUCUCAGGAACAAUAUCAACCUUGAUUCUUUAAUCUGCAAAUACCAGCAAUGGUUCCAGGGAGAUGAGAGUUUUGAAAUCUUACAUUUAUGGAAGUAUGGUGUGUACAUGUAGCAUUGCAUUUCUGUUAUCAACUGCUUCAUUCUAUGUUAAAUCUACUUAAUUAAACCCUGAUUGAGACAGGGAUGGAGAAAUUAAAUGUGACUUUAGUUGCUAAAAUGUUGUCAGGAAUUAAGACCAUCUGUUAUUGUAAGUAUAUAAACAUUUAUCACAAAUGACACUAGGUAGCAACUUACAUGUGUGAAUAUUUUUAUUUGCGUUAGUGGGGGAGAGAUUAUUGAGUGAUCUUGUUGUUCUUUUGUCACAACCUAUGAACAUACUUGUCUGAAAACUAAUAUACCUGAGCUUGACAGUCCGGCCAAAAUAAAAACAGUAACGAGUGAAAACACAGUACAUACACACAGUGGAAACAAAUUAGGGGCAUGUUAUGAGGCUUGACUAUCAUACAACAGAAAAUUAAACAAACUGUUUAAGGCAUCCUUUUACUUAUCUGAGAAUGUACUAGUCAAUGAGAGCACUGAUCUGACAUCAGCAACUACACACACGUUGUAUGAGCUCAGUAACUUACAUACCAACAACAUUACACACAGAAAUAAAAG